This is a messenger RNA of Malania oleifera, 2106 nucleotides long. RefSeq names its product pentatricopeptide repeat-containing protein At3g62890. The transcript is spliced from 2 exons. Gene Ontology annotation, biological process: RNA modification. The record is from RefSeq and is a predicted model, not a curated record. NCBI's taxonomy places the organism in Eukaryota, Viridiplantae, Streptophyta, Magnoliopsida, Santalales, Ximeniaceae. Bases 108 to 1826 code for a protein of 572 amino acids. Gene Ontology annotation, molecular function: protein binding; zinc ion binding; RNA binding.
UAGACUAGCAAAUAAUAAAUUAUCAUACAUGAAGGAACUAUUAACGCAGCAGCGUUAAACAAUUCAUCAAGCGGUUUGAAUUAGCUUGCCGCGCUCUGGUGCUGGCGAUGCGAGCCCCGACACGGCUCAUAUUCUCCACGCACCCGUCUCUUCAUCUUCCCCACCCGACCCUCGAGUCCUUCAUCUGGAACUCCCUCAUCCGAGCCCACGCCAAAUCUGCUGUUCAUCCUUCCAACACCCCAAUCUCCAUCUUCCUCCGUAUGCGCUUCCACUGUGUCAAACCCGAUUUCCACACCUUCCCCUUCCUUCUCCAUUCCUUCUCUUCUCCAUCUCACCUCCUUUCGGGACAAACCAUUCACGCACAAAUUCUCCAUUUCGGGCUCGCCUGCGACCCUUUUGUCCAAACAUCUCUCAUCAACAUGUACACUUCUUGUGGUGAGUUGGGUUUCGCCCGCCGACUGUUUGAUGAGAUCCCCCAACCUGAUUUGCCCUCUUGGAAUUCGAUCAUAUCUGCAAAUGCGAAACUGGGUUCGAUCGAUUCUGCUCGGCGCUUGUUUGAUGAUAUGCCUGAACGAAAUGUGAUUUCUUGGAGUUGUAUGAUCAAUGGGUAUGUGAGGUACGGGAAAUACAAAGAAGCGCUUGCGUUGUUUCGGGAGAUGCAAGCAUUGGAAGUUGAGGAUGUUAUGCCUAAUGAGUUUACGCUGUCCAGUGUUCUUUCGGCUUGUGGGCGUUUAGGUGCACUCGAACAUGGGAAGUGGGCUCAUGCUUAUAUUGACAAAAGUGGGAUGGAAGUUGAUGUUGUCCUGGGGACUUCUUUGAUAGACAUGUAUGCAAAAUGUGGAAGCAUUGAAAGGGCAAGGUGGGUGUUUUCCAAAUUGGGUCCUAACAAGGAUGUGAUGGCUUGGAGUGCCAUGAUCUCAGGUCUGGCUAUGCACGGGCAACCCAUAGAAUGCUUUAAUUUAUUCUCAAAGAUGACAAAUCAUGGCACAAGGCCAAAUGGUGUUACAUUUUUAGGCAUUCUUUGUGCUUGUGUACAUGGUGGUUUGGUAAGUGAAGGAGAGGAAUACUUCAACAGAAUGAGUGAGGAAUUUGGUAUUACCCCUAUGAUACAACACUACGGUUGCAUGGUUGAUCUUUUUGGGAGAGCUGGUCUUGUAAAGGAGGCUUGGGAUGUUAUAAAAUCUAUGCCUAUGGAGCCUGAUGUGCUUGUGUGGGGUGCUCUUUUGAGCGGAUCUAGAAUGCAAGGGGACAUCCAAACAUGUGAGGUUGCACUCAAAAAACUGAUUGAAUUGGAACCCUCAAAUAGUGCAGCGUAUGUGCUUUUAUCAAAUGUAUAUGCGAAGAUGAGUUUGUGGAAGGAUGUAAGGUAUGUGAGAGAUCUUAUGGAGGCAAAGGGGAUCAAGAAAGUUCCUGGCUGCAGCUUGGUCGAGGUUGAGGGUGUUCUUCAUGAGUUUUUUGUGGGUGAUGAGUCUCAUCCAGAGACGAGAGAAAUAUAUAUGAUGCUUGAAGAGAUUUUGAGGAGGCUGAAGAUGGAAGGUUAUAUAGGAAACACAAAGGAGGUUUUGCUUGACUUGGAUGAGGAAGGAAAGGAAUUGGCACUAUCAUUUCAUAGUGAAAAAUUGGCUGUCGCAUUUGCCAUUUUAAAGACAGAAAAAUGUUACAGGCUUUGUCUUCUAGUGGAUACAGCCAUAGCAGCUGCUGAAACAAUGGGCUUGGCUGCUCACCAGAGCCAGAGUCGUGCUCCGGUAGUGAAUGGAUCACAAGGAUGUGAUGUGAAGCAUAAACCACGCACGAUGAUGCAACUAAUGGAGGUAACUGCAACCUAGAAAAACAUUCAUUGAAGGUAACAGCUGUUUGAGGCAAUGAGGGGCCACAGUGGUAGGGGCAGGAUUUAGCUCCUCGCACAAUGAAACUAGCAAAGAAUCCAUGAACACAGAAUCCAUAAACACGAGCUUUCUAGUUUCUACUCAUGGGUUUUCUUUCUUUUUGUGCUGGGACUAUUACGUUAAUAUUUUGUUGGGCUUUGUGGGGCCUAAUUGUGUUUGAUCCGGAUGAUGACCCGAUCCAAAAUAAUGAUGUGUGGUUUUUGUUAUUGAGAGAUUUUUU